Messenger RNA from Pimephales promelas (fathead minnow), 1422 nucleotides. The record is from RefSeq and is a predicted model, not a curated record. NCBI's taxonomy places the organism in Eukaryota, Metazoa, Chordata, Actinopteri, Cypriniformes, Leuciscidae.
UUAAACCGUCACCCAGGCUGUGUAGAGGUCAGUGUGUGGUGGAGCUGAUGGAGACAGAUGUGGACUCAGUUGAAGGGCAGGCGUCUGUAUUCAGCCAGGCAAACCCUCUUUAUGAAGACAACAUGAGGCUCAAUGAAGCCGAGCGCUACGACUUCCAGUACAACGAGCUAAUGCUGAAGAAACCAGCGAAGAAAUGUCGCUGUAUUCCUGUUCUCAUUGUGUUUCUCCUGCUCCUGAUUGCACUGAACUCUUUCCUGGUCUAUAAAGUCUUCACUCUGGAGGCUUGGGUUCACACUCACUGUACAUCAGCUGAUCCCAGAUCAGAGGAGCUCAAGUCUUCUGAAGGACUCAAGCUGGGCAGCUCCAGCUCAGAUGGGGAGUGUCUGUCCGAUCUGUGUGGGAAUGACGGGACUCUAGAGAAACUGAAGACUCAACUAAACCAGCUCAACGUUAGUGCACAGAGAGUCAUGGUUGGUCCGCCUGGUCCGCCUGGUCCACCUGGAUUACAAGGUAUUCCUGGGUUCGCAGGAACACCGGGACAGAAAGGAGAACUUGGCUCACCGGGACAGCCUGGAGCUCCAGGUGAAAAGGGGCAGAAAGGAGACCUAGGUCUCGCAGGGGAACGGGGAAUGGUCGGCGCUCCGGGUAAACCUGGUGUCCCAGGCUUAAAGGGGGAUCCAGGAGAGAGAGGAAUACAAGGUGUACCGGGGAAUGACGGUCGUCCAGGUACCGAUGGAAAAACUGGUUUGCCAGGAACACCAGGGAUCCGUGGAUAUCCAGGGCCUAAAGGAGACCCAGGUCCCAGUGGUGAGCGAGGAGAGCAGGGGCCUUCAGGUGUAAGCGGGCCUCCUGGUCCACAGGGACCUUCUGGCCUGCAAGGACCGCCUGGAGAAAAAGGCUCGCCUGGACCAAAGGGAGACAGUGGCCUUGGGGUUCAAGGGCCCCCAGGACAGCAGGGGGAAAAGGGAGAUAAAGGCUUGCCAGGUGUCCCAGGAAUUCCUGGUCUGAGUGGAGUAAAGGGCAGUAAAGGGGAUUCAGGGCAAAAGGGAGAUCAAGGCCCGAAGGGUGAUGUAGGACCCAGGGGUGGUGUGCCUGCUGUGAUUCGUUUAGUGGGAAGCUCCACGCGUGGAAGAGUCGAGGUUCUGUAUAAUGGCGUCUGGGGAACGGUGUGUGAUGACAGCUUUGACUCUGUGGAUGCUUUGGUGGUGUGUAGGAUGUUGGGCUUCCAGAGGGCCACCGUGGUGUACACGGCCGCUGCAGGAACUGGAAAAAUCUGGCUGGAUGAGUUGAGAUGUACUGGGAAUGAGAGGAGCAUUUUUGACUGUCCACAUGCAGGAAUUGAAACUCAUAACUGUAGUCAUGGUGAAGAUGUGGGAGUUAGCUGUGCCUGAAUAAAAAUAAGAAACUUUCUCACACCAAGAA